Molecule: messenger RNA, 10135 nt
Organism: Orcinus orca (killer whale)
Lineage: Eukaryota; Metazoa; Chordata; Mammalia; Artiodactyla; Delphinidae
Gene: PLEKHM3
Product: pleckstrin homology domain containing M3
Exons: 8
Coding region: 501-2660 (719 amino acids)
Source: RefSeq, a predicted model, not a curated record
UGGAAGGAAGCAUUUAAGUGUGGGACCGCAAGAAGCGCUUGUAAACAGAGAGCCGGGCCGGAAUGGUCGGUGGCCGAACGGGCCGUGACCGGAGGAGAGCUGGCUGCCAAAGCCGAACCACAGCCAGAAGUAGGCUGCAGGCCCCGCAGGUGAAGGGGGAGAAGUAGCCGGAGGCCAGGAAAUUAAAGAUGGUGGUGACAUUGCCUUGACAAGCACUUCCUGUUGUCUUUACAGAGGUCUCACUGAAGAAUAAUUUCAAAGGAAUGUUUGUCUCCCAGUACCUUUGUUGAUGACUGUUAUCAUCUAGCAGAUGUUUUUAAUGUCCUGGAAAACAUCAACCACCCUUGUGCUUGGCCUGCUCUGAGCAGCUGAAUGAAAGUUCCUUCCAGUUGUUUCCAGAACUCUGUUGCCCAAAACUUUACCUCUCUUUGUCGGGUGAAUGUUCAUGAAGCCCUUUCCUGAACAAGUUUAGGAGGCUUAGGCCUCUUGGAGCCUGUGACAUGGAAGCUUUGGAAGUGGAUGAUAUCAGCCCAGCCCUGGAAGUUACUGAGGAUUUCUUUACUACUUUCGAUAGUAAGCUAGAAAAGGCUGUGCAGCAAGCAGAGGUUUAUGGGAUUCAGGAAGUUCCUGAACUGGUGGGGCAUGAGGUCCUCAGUAACAUAGACAAUGGUGCUAUCAGAAAUGUCUCCUCCCUGGGCAAGGGAGGCAUGAUCUGGGACCAUUGUAAGACCAGGUUCUUAGAAACCAAAGCUCAAAAUGUCUUUCCUGCCAAAGAACAGUUUAUGGUCCAGAAAGGGACAACCCCAGAUAAUCUGUCCUGGAUGGAACAAAAGGAAGCUUCAACCUUUGAUUUUUUCAACAUCUGUCAGCGUCGGAGGGACAGACCUCGUUCUGUGAAUGACUUAUUGGAUGAGACUUCUACUUUUAAGCCCGGCCAUGCUCGAUCAAGGUCAGAUAUUAGCCAGGUGGACUGGAGGGUGGUCCUCAAAACCAUGCCUCUGCAGCAGCAGCAACAACCAUCUUUUCAGGCCCCUCACUUCACCAGGACGUCUUUUCUAUUGUCCUCAUCAAACAAGGUAGAAGAUGCUCAAGGAAAUAUGGAACACAAGGAGGCAUUCCCAAACAUUCUGAAAAAGGGUUACCUGGAGAUUCGGAAGGACCACGACAGUUACUGGCAAAGCUGUUACGCGGAACUCUCCCCCUACAGCUUAUACUUCUAUAGCCUCGACAGCAGUGGGAAUCAGAACCUCUGUGGAACGUAUCAGCUGUCACACUUCCAGAGCAUAUCUGUUCUGGGCAACCUCGAGGCCAGGCUGGUGGAUACUGUUCUGUAUGACAACACUCAGCUGCAGCUAAAGGCAGAGUCGCCAUGGGAGGCUUUGGACUGGGGGCAGAAGCUUUGGGAAGGUGUGCACGCCGCCGCGCCUGCUUGCAUGGGACGGCCAGAGGAGCUGGCUGACUCACCGGGGCUCGGUCAUCAUGUCGAUUGUCCACAGAAUCGUUGUUUGCAGAAGAAAUCCAGUGAGCUGCUCGCGCCAUCCCCUGUCUUGGAUAGCCCCAAAGAGUACCAAAACAUCCUCAAAUCGGGGACGCUGUACAGGCUGACCAUCCAAAACAACUGGAAGGCAUUUACGUUUGUCCUGAGCCCGGCCUACCUGAUGGCUUUUCAGCCUGGCAAGCUGGACGAGGAUCCCCUGCUGAGCUACAAUGUGGAUGUGUGUCUGGCCGUCCAGAUGGACAACCUGGAUGACUGUGACUCUUGCUUUCAAGUCAUUUUCCCCCAAGAUGUCCUCCGCCUCCGUGCUGAGACCCGGCAGAGGGCCCAGGAGUGGAUGGAGGCUCUGAAAACGGCUGCCAAUGCGGCAAGGAGUUCAGAACAAAACCUGCAGGUCACGCUGAGGACCAAACCCAAGGAUCAGAUGGGUGGGCAUGAACUCAGGAAGAACAAACGCCAGUCUGUGACCACCAGCUUCCUCAGCAUCCUGACGACUUUGUCUUUGGAACGAGGACUCACUGCUCAGAGUUUCAAAUGUGCAGGAUGCCAGCGAUCCAUAGGCCUUUCCAAUGGGAAAGCCAAGGUGUGCAAUUACAGCGGGUGGUAUUACUGCAGCAGCUGCCACGUGGACGACAGUUUUCUCAUCCCGGCCCGCAUAGUCCACAACUGGGAUACUUCAAAAUAUAAGGUGUCUAAGCAGGCCAAAGAGUUUCUGGAGUACGUGUACGAAGAGCCCCUGAUCGACAUCCAGCAGGAGAACCCCAUGCUGUACGGACACGCCGAGCCGCUGGCCACCGUGGUGCGCCUGCGGCAGCGGCUGAAAUCACUGCGAGCCUAUUUGUUCAGCUGCCGGGCAGCGGUGGCCGAGGAUCUGCGCCGCAGAAUUUUCCCCAGAGAAUACCUCCUUCAGCAGAUCCACCUGUAUUCCCUCGCUGAUCUGCAGCAGGUGAUAGAGGGAAAGCUGGCUCCGUUCUUGGGCAAGGUCAUUAAAUUUGCUGCCUCACAUGUGUACAGCUGCAGUCUUUGUAGCCAGAAGGGGUUCAUCUGUGAAAUCUGUAACAAUGGAGAGAUCCUCUACCCUUUUGAGGAUAUUUCAACAAGCAGAUUCAUUUUUAGAACGAAGAUGGGGAAGGAAGAAUCCUCACAACCAUCCCAGGUCAAGUGAUAGGCAAUGGAAAUCACAGUCACAGAGGAAGACCAAAACUGGAUUGGCCACUAGGAAGAAAACCAGAGGACACUGAUGAACAGCCCUCUGGCUCACCACAUGCUCUUCUGCAUAAAUGCACUGCAGUGUAGUGAUGAAAGUUUUAGGACCCAAAGGAGAGAAAAGUGGGAGUUCACGUGGGAUUAUUUUUCUAACCAAAGUAAUAUUUGGGUAUCGUCACUUCCAUUGAUUGAUGGAUGAUUUUUUCCCCAGCCUAAGAGCGGGGUUUUUCCUGUCACUUUUACUGAGUCAUAAAAUGAUGCAUAUCACAUUUCCUUUCAUCCCAAAAGCAUAACAGAAAUAUACAUUGUAUGUAUGUGCACUGGCUUCUUUGGGCACGAAUGUCACGGCUCAUUUCCCACCCUGCUGGGCUCACUUACUCUGUGGUUCAGAAUAGAAGGUGAGGCACAUAGCCAGGGAGGGUUGAAGCGUGUGUAGUAGAGCUAAGAUAUUAAGAGUUGACUCAGCCCUUCUGGCCUCUUCUUAAAUGCAGAGGCUAUUUGUAAACAUCCAGGCCCCACACACAGAAAGACAAGACACAUAAACACAAGACCCACACACACACACAUGCACACACUCCAGCCUCCAGUUUCCUGAGUACAGGUAUUUAGCUAAUAAUCUAAAGAUUAUAUACUUCUUAAAAAUGUAUACCACACAAAAACUUGUAUACACAUGCUCGUAGCAACAGUAUUGAUAAUAACCAAAAACUAGAAACAAUAUAAAUGCCUAUCAGCUGAUUACUGGAUAAACAAAAUGUGACAUAUACCCACAGUGGAAUAUUAUUCAGCCUAAAAAGGAAUGAAGUAUAUGCUGCAACGUGGAUGAACCUUGAAAACAUUACGCUGAGUGCAAGAAACCAGACACAAAAGGCCACAUAUGUUCCAUUUAUAGGAAGUGUUCCAAAUAGGCAAAUCCAUAGAGACAGAAAGUAGAUUAGUAGUCGCCUAGAGCUUGGUGAAAGGGGAAAAGGGAGUAACUACUAAUGGGUAUGGAUUUCUUUUGGGAGUGAUGAAAAUGUUCUAGAAUUAGAUAAUGGUGAUGGUUACACAGUCUUGUGAAUACAAUAAAAAGCAGUGAAUUUUAUGCUUUAAAAGAGUGAAUUAUACUGCAAUAAAAAUAUUUAAUAAAAAAUUAAAUUUAAAAAAUGCUUCCAACUGAAUAAACCAUAUAUUCUGGGCCAUAAAAGAAGUCUCAGUAAAUUUAAAAAGAUUGAAACCAUACCAAAUAUGUUCUCUGACACAUGGAAUUAAGAUAUCCAGUAGAAAAAAAAAAUCUGGGAAACCCCAAAAUAUUUGGAAAUUAAAUAAUACACUCUAAAAAUUCAUGGGUCAAAGAAGAAAUCCACCACAAGAGAAAUUUUAAAAAUAUUAGUAAAUGAAUGAAAAUGAAAUACAAAAUAUCAAAAUGUAUGGAAUGCAGCUAAAGUAGUGCUCUGAGUGAAAUUUAUAGCUAUAAACACCUAUAUCAGAAAAGAAGAAAGAAGUUCUCAAAUUAAUAAUCUAAAAUUCCACUUUAAGAAACGAGAUAAUGAAGAGCAAAAUAAAUCCAAAGCAAGCAGGAGGAAGGAAAGGAUAAAGAUUAGAGCAGAUAUCAAUGAAGUAAAAAACAGAAAAGCAGUAGAUUGAUGAAACCACAAAUUAGUUCUUUGAAAAGAUCAACAGGGACUUCCCUGGUGGUCCAGUGGUUAAGAAUCCGCCUUCCAAUGCAGGGGAUGCGGGUUCGAUCCCUGGUUGGGGGAGUAACAUCCCACAUGCCACAGGGCAACUAAGCCUGUGCACCACAACUACUGAACACAUGAGCCAUAACUAGUGAGCCCGCAUGCUGAAACUGCAGAGCCCUCACACUCUGGAGCCUGUGAGCCACAACUACAGAGCCCACGCACUCUGGCUCCCAUGCACCACAACAAAAGAUCCCGUGUGCUGCAACUAAGAAAGACCCAACUCAGCCAAAAAUAAAUAAAUAUUUUUUAAAAAUAUAUCAACAAACUUGAUAACCCUUUAGGUAGGCUGACCAAGAAAUUAAGAGAGAAGACAUGGAUUCCCAAAAUCAGGAAUGAAAAAGCGUACAGCAAUUUAAAAAAUUUUAAAGAGAUAGUAUAAACAACUUCAUGCCAACAAGUUAGACAACUUAGAUAAAAUGGAUAAAUUUCUGGAAAGACAAGUUACCAAAACUGACUCAAGAAGAAAUAGAAAUAUGAAUAGACCUACAAGAAAUUGAAAUAGUAAUCUUAAAUUACUUUAAAUCUUCCCAUGAAACAGUUGGAUGGCUUCACUGGUGAAUUUUGUUGAAUAUUUAAAGAAAUAAUACCAUCCUUUACACAGUGAUAAAGAGGGGCAUUACAAUAAUGAUAAUGGGGUCGAUUCUUCAAAAAGACAUAACAGUCCUUAGUGUGCAUGAACAAAGAGUCAAAAUACAUCAGACAAAAACUAAUAGAACUACAUGGAGAAACAGAUGAAUCCACUGUUCUAUUUAUAUAUAUACACUAUUAUAGUUACAGACUUCACCACCACUCUAUCAGUAACUGAUGGAUCCAGUAGGCAGAAAAUCAGUGAGCAUAUAGUUAAACUGAAAAGCACUAUCAACCAAGUGAAUCUACUUGACAUCCAUGUCAAUUCAUGUGGUUCAUCCAACAACAACAGAAUUUGCAUUCUUCUCAAGUUCACAUGGAAUAUUUACCAAGAGAGACCAUAUUUUGGGCCAUAAAACACAUCUGGACAAAUUUUAAAGAAUAAAAAUUACGCAAAGUAUGUUCUCAGACCAUAAUGAAAUUAAACUAGUAUUUCAUAACAGAAAGAUACCUGGAAAAUACCUACAUAUUAGAAGAUUAACAGUAUACCUUCAGAGACAGCAGAAGCAAGAAGAACUACAAUCCUGCAGCCUGUGGAAUGAAAGCCACAUUCACAGAAAGAAAGACAAAAUGAAAAGGCAGAGGACUAUAUACCAGAUGAAGGAACAAGAUAAAACCCCAGAAAAACAACUAAAUGAAGUGAAGAUAGGCAACCUUCCAGAAAAGGAAUUCAGAAUAAUGAUAGUGAAGAUGAUCCAGGACCUCAGAAAAAGAAUGGAGGCAAAGAUCGAGAAGAUGCAAGACAUGUUUAACAAAGACCUAGAAGAAUUAAAGAACAAACAGAUAAACAAUAAAAUAACUGAAAUGAAAAAAUACACUAGAAGGAAUCAAUAGCAGAAUAACUGAGGCAGUAGAAUGGAUAAGUGACCUGGAAGACAGAAUGGUGGAAUUCACUGCUGCAGAACAGAAUAAAGAAAAAAGAAUGAAAAGAAAUGAAGACAGCCUGAGAGACCUCUGGGACAACAUUAAAUAAACAAUAUUCACAUUGUAGGGGUCCCAGAAGGAAAAGAGAGAGAGAAAGAACCCCAGAAAAUACUUGAAGAGAUUAUAGUCGAAAACUUCCCUAACAUGGGAAAGGAAAUAGCCACCCAAGCCUAGGAAGUGCAGAGAGUCACAGGCAGGAUAAACCCAAGGAGAAACACGCUGAGACACAUAGUGAUCAAAUUGACAAAAAUUAAAGACAAAGAAAAAUUAUUAAAAGCAACAAGGGAAAAAUGAGAAAUAACAUACAAGGGAACUCCCAUAAGGUUAACAGCUGAUUUCUCAGCAGAAACUCUACAAGCCAGAAGGGAGUGGCACGAUAUAUUUAAAGUGAUGAAAAGGAAGAAACUACGACCAAGUUUACUCUACCCAGCAAGCAUCUCAUUCACAUUUGACAGAGAAAUCAAAAGCUUUACAGACAAGCAAAAGCUAAGAGAAUUCAGCACCACCAAACCAGCUCUACAACAAAUGCUAAAGGAACUUCUCUAAGUGGGAAACACAAGACAAGGACCUACAAAAACAAACCCAAAACAAUUAAGAAAAUGAUAAUAGGAACAUACAUAUUGACAAUUACCUUAAAUGUGAAUGGAUUAAAUGCUCCAAGCAAAAGACAGAGGCUUGCUGAAUGGAUACAAAAACAAGACCCAUAUAUAUGCUAUCUACAAGAGACUCACUUCAGACCUAGGAUCACAUACAGACUGAAAGUGAGGGGAUUGAAAAAGAUAUUCCAUGCAAAUGGAAAUCAAAACAAAGCUGGAGUAGCAAUACUCAUAUCAGAUAAAAUAGACUUUAAAAUAAAGAAUGUUACAAGAGACAAGGAAGGACACUACAUAAUGAUCAAGGGAUCAAUCCAAGAAGAACAUAUAACCAUUAUAAACAUAUAUGCACCCAACAUAGGAGCACCUCAAUACAUAAGGCAAGUGCUGACAGCCAUAAAAGGGGAAAUCAACAGUAACACAAUAAUAGUAAGGGACUUUAACACCCACUUUCACCAAUGGACAGAUCAUCCAAAAUGAAAAUAAAUAAGGAAACACAAGCUUUAAAUGACACAAUAAUCCAGAUAGAUUUAAUUGAUAUUUAUAGGACAUUCCAUCCGAAAACAGCAGAUUACACUUUCUUCUCAAGUGCACAGGGAACAUUCUCCAGGAUAGAUCACAUCUUGGGUCACAGAUCAAGCCUCCGUAAAUUUAAGAAAACUGAAAUCAUAUCAAGCAUCUUUUCUGACCACAACACUAUGAAAUUAGAAAUAAAUUACAGGGAAAAAUACAUAAAAAACACAAACACAUGGAGGUUAAACAAUAUGUUACUAAAUAAACAGGAGAUCACUGAAGAAUUCAAAGAGGAAAUCAAAAAAUACCUAGAGACAAAUGACAACAAAAACACAACGAUCCAAAACCUAUGGGAUGCAGCAAAAGCAGUUCUAAUAGGGAAGUUCAUAGCAAUUCAAGCUCUCUUCAAGAAACCAGAAAAAUCUCAAAUAAACAAUCUAACUUUACACCUAAAGGAACUAGAGAAAGAAGAACAAACAAAACCCAAAGUUAGUAGAAGGAAAGAAAUCAUAAAGAUCAGAGCAGAAAUAAAUGAAAUAGAAACAAAGAAAACAAUAGCAAAGAUCAAUAAAACUAAAGGCUGGUUCUUGGAGAAAAUAAACAAAAUUGAUAAACCUUUAGUCAGACUCAUCAAUAAAAAGAGGGAGAGGACUCAAAUCAAUAAAAUUAGAAAUGAAAAAGGAGAAGUUACAAUGGACACUGCAGAAAUAUAAAGCAUCGUAAGAGACUAGUACAAGCAACUCUAUGACAAUAAAAUGGGCAACCUGGAAGAACUGGACAAAUUCUUAGAAAGGUAUAACCUUCCAGGACUGAACCAGGAAGAAAUAGAAAAUAUGAGCAGACCAAUCACAAGUAAUGAAAUUGAAACCGUGAUUAAAAAUCUUCCAACAAACAAAAGUCCAGGACCAGAUAGCUUCACAGGUGAAUUCUAUCAAACAUUUAGAGAAGAGCUAACAACCAUCCUUCUCAAACUCUUCCAAAAAAUUUCAGAGGAAGGAACACUCCCAAACUCAUUCUAUGAGGCCACCAUCACCCUGAUACCAAUACCAGACAAAGAUACUACAAAAAAAGAAAAUUACAGACCAAUAUCACUGAUGAAUAUAGAUGCAAAAAUCCUCAACAAAAUACUAGCAAACAGAAUCCAACAACACAUUAAAAGGAUCAUACAACAUGAUCAAGUGGGGUUGAUUCCAGGGAUGCAAGGAUUCCUUAAUAUACACAAAUCAAUCAAUGUGAUACACCAUAUUAACAAAUUGAAGAAUAAAAACCAUAUGAUCAUCUCAAUAGAUGCAGAAAAAGCUUCUGACAAAAUUCAACACCCAUUUAUGAUAAAAACUCUCCAGAAAGUGGGCAUAGAGGGAACCUACCUCAACAUAAUAAAAGCCAUAUACAACAAACCCACAGCAAACGUCAUUCUCAAUGGUGAAAAACUGAAAGCAUUUCCUCUAAGAUCAGGAAAAAGACAAGGAUGUCCACCCUCACCACUCUUAUUCAACAUAGUUUUGGAAGUCCUAGCCAUGGCAAUCAGAGAAGAAAAAGAAAUAAAAGGAAUACAAAUUGGAAAAGAAGAAGUAAAACUGUCACUGUUUGCAGAUGAUGUGAUACUAUACAUAGGUAAUCCUAAAGAUACCACCAGAAAACUACCAGAGCUAAUCAAUGAAUUUGGUAAAGCUGCAGGGUACAAAAUUAAUGCUCAGAAAUCUCUUGCAUUCCUAUACACUAAGAACAAAAGAUCAGAAAGAGAAAUUAAGGAAACAAUCCCAUUCACCAUUGCAACAAAAAGAAUAAAAUACCUAGGAAUAAACCGACCUAAGGAGGUAAAAGACCUGUACUCAGAAAACUACAAGACACUGAUGAAAGAAAUUACAGAUGAUACAAACAGAUGGAGAGAUAUACCAUGUUCUUGGAUUGGAAGAAUCAAUAUUGUGAAAAUGACUAUACUACCCAAAUCAAUCUACAGGUUCAGUGCAAUCCGUAUCAAAUUACCAAUGGCAUUCUUUAUAGAACUAGAAAAAAAUUUUUUUAAUUUGUAUGGAGACACAAAAGACUCCGAAUAGCCAAAGCAAUCUUAAGGGGAAAAAACAGAGCUGGAGGAAUCAGACUCCCUGACUUCAGACUAUACUACAAAGCUACAGUAAUCAAGACAAUAUGGUACUGGCACAAAAACAGAAAUAUAGAUCAAUGGAACAGGAUAGAAAGCCCAGAGAUAAACCCACGCACCUAUGGUCAACUAGUCUAUGACAGAGGAGGCAAGGAUAUACAAUGGAGAAAAGACAGUCUCUUCAAUAAGUGGUGCUGGGAAAACUGGACAGCUACAUGUAAAAGAAUGAAAUUAGAAUACUCCCUAACACCAUACACAAAAAUAAACUCAAAAUGGAUUAAAGACCUAAAUGUAAGACCAAACACUAUAAAACUCUUAGUGGAAAACAGAGGAAGAACACUCUUUGACAUAAAUGACAGCAAGAUUUUUUUUGACCCACCUCCUAGAAUAAUGGAAAUAAAAACCAAAAUAAACAAAUGGGGCCUAAUGAAAUUCAAAAGCUUUUGCACAGCAAAAGAAACCAUAAAGAAGAUGAAAAGACAACCCUCAGAAUGGGAGAAAAUAUUUGCAAACGAAUCAAAAGACAAAGGAUUAAUCUCCAAAAUAUAUAAAUAGUUCAUACAGCUCAGUAUUAAGGAAACAAACAACCCAAUCGAAAAAUGGGCAGAAGACCUAAAUUGACAUUUUUCCAAAGAAGUCAUACAGGUGGCCAAGAGGCAUAUAAAAAGCUGCUCAACCUCACUAAUUAUUAGAGAAAUGCAAAUCAAAACUCUAGUGAGGUAUCACCUCACACUGGUCAGAAUGGGCAUCAUCAGAAAAUCUACAAAUAAGAGACGCUGGAGAGGAUGUGAAGAAAAGGGAACCCUCCCGCACUGUUAGUGAGAAUGUAAAUUGAUACAGCCACUAUGGAGAACAGUAUGGAGGUUCCUUAAAAAACUAAAAAUAGAAUUACCAUAUGACCCAGCAAUCCCACUACUGGGCAUAUACCCAGAGAAAAACAUAAUUCAAAAAGACACAU